AUUCUCAUAACUAAUAAAAAUGAAAAAAAAAAUUAAAUAAUAAAUAAUAGUAAAUUAAAAAAAAAAGAGUCUAGAAAUCUUCCACCAGCUCUGCCAUUCUUCUAGCAUUCUUUCUUUCUUCUUCUUUUCUUCUCCGACGACUCUCUCUCUCUCUCUCUUUCUCUUCUUAUCUCUGUAUCCGGAAACUAUUCCCUUUAUCCUUAUCAACAUUCUCGAAAUAAUCUGACGUUUUCUUCUCCCCUCGUCUCCAGAUUCUACCUUAUAAGCUUCAAAUCUCUUCUUCAUUGCCCGUGGAAUUCGCAGCAUUUUGAUGUAAAUUUCAUUACUUUUUGUAUUUUGUUUUAAAAUUUAUUUCAAGAAAAUCCCUUUUUGGAUUGGGGUUUCAAUCGCCAUAUGAUAUCUGAAGCAAUGUCGUUUGAUGGUUCCGGGUAUUAGGGUUCCGAUCGGCGGCUGUUUAGUGGAGAUUUUAGGGUUUUUUCUUUCCUCCGGUGGAUGUAUAUUGUUGGUGAUAGGUACUUAGAUCAGGGUUUGCUUGAUCGAGGAAGAGGUUUUGGGGAUAGGUUUCGGUGGUGGAUGAAAACAGAUAGGGAGGAUUGAUUGAUAUUUCCCAUCAAUUUGUUAACUGUUAAUUGUUGCAAGGCAAUUUGCGGUCGGUCAUUGAAUAAAAGAAGGCUCUCUCUCUCUCUCUCUCUCUCUCUCUCUCUCUCUCUCUCUCUAUUUUCCCCGAUUGAUUGUUUUGUGCUAUUGAAAAUUCUGAUUUGUAUUGGGAUUUAACGAUAUGGAGGAUUUGGUGAAGAAGGAAGCAAAUAGCUGACAUACAUCUUUUGGAAUGGUAAAUUUGGUUCGAAUCUGACGAAGCUGCAGCCUAAGCUAAGUCAUUGUUAUCCUUAAGAGAUUUGGAAGUGAGGUCUGUAUAGCUGGAUUUUAUCAUGGAGCAUGUCAUUGGUGGGAAGUAUAAGCUCGGGCGUAAGAUCGGGAGUGGAUCUUUCGGCGAGCUUUACCUAGGGGUUAACAUACAAAGUGGGGAGGAAGUGGCCAUCAAGCUGGAGCCUGUGAAGACCAAGCAUCCUCAGCUUCACUAUGAAUCCAAAUUGUAUAUGCUUCUUCAAGGGGGAACUGGAAUUCCCCACCUGAAGUGGUUUGGAGUUGAGGGCGAGUACAAUGUCAUGGUUAUUGACCUUCUUGGGCCAAGCCUAGAAGACUUGUUCAACUAUUGUAAUCGGAAAUUCACAUUGAAAACUGUGCUGAUGCUUGCUGAUCAGUUAAUUAACAGGGUUGAGUAUAUGCACUCAAGGGGUUUCCUUCACCGGGAUAUAAAGCCUGACAACUUUUUAAUGGGUUUAGGGCGCAGAGCAAAUCAGGUAUAUAUUAUCGAUUAUGGACUUGCCAAAAAGUAUAGGGAUCUUCAAACUCACAAGCACAUACCAUACAGGGAAAACAAGAAUCUCACUGGAACCGCUCGCUAUGCAAGUGUCAACACUCAUCUUGGAGUUGAACAAAGCAGGAGAGAUGAUCUGGAAUCCCUUGGUUAUGUGCUUAUGUAUUUUCUAAGGGGAAGCCUUCCCUGGCAGGGCUUGAAAGCCGGGACUAAAAAGCAGAAGUACGAUAAGAUCAGUGAGAAGAAGAUGCUAACGCCUAUGGAGGUGCUUUGUAAAUCAUAUCCUUCGGAGUUUAUAUCAUAUUUCCACUAUUGCCGAUCCUUGCGGUUUGAUGACAAACCAGAUUAUUCAUACCUGAAGAGACUUUUCCGUGACCUGUUUAUCCGAGAAGGCUAUCAGUUUGACUAUGUGUUCGACUGGACUGUGCUGAAGUAUCCUCAGAUUGGUGCCAAUACUAGAUUACGUCAGCCCAGUGGGAAAACAGGACCUACUGCUGGACCAUCUGCAGAAAGACCAGAGAGGACUUCAGUGGAAAUGGGCUUGGUCUGUAUACAAGAUCCUUAUGUUGACAAUACGUCCCCUAAAUUCGAGUUCCAAUCAAGCUGCCGUGUUGGAGAUGUUAAGGCUGUUGAGAAGAAGCGUCUCUUCACUGCACCAUUGGGACAAGAGAUUCGAGAUAGAUUCUCAGGCGCAGUUGAAGCGUUUGCUAGAAGAAACACUUCAGUUUCAGGUCUACAUGGUGAUCACUCCAAGCACAAGAAUUCUGAGGAUGUACCAUCCUCCAAGGAUGUUCAACUUGAUUCAGAAAGAGGCCGCAUUUCCUCCUCUCGGAAUGGCAGCAGUUCUAAAAGGGCUGUUAUCUCAAGCAGCCGACCGAGCUCAUCUGGUGAGCCCAGUGAGAGUCGAUCAAGCCGGCAGGUCUCAGGCAGUGGGCGCCUUUCCACGACCCAAAGGUUCCAGCCUGGAUUUGAGUCCAAGUCAUCAUCCCUUGCACGUGUUGCGGCCGCAAGAGCUGGCCGUGAGGAUACCUUUAGGAGCUUUGAGCUCCUCUCAAUUGGGGCGGAGAAGAGGAAGUAAAGGAGAUCCGUAUGGUAAGAAUAGAUCUCACUGUCAAGGGGAAACGCCCGUGCUGUUCUUCAAGUUCUGAGCAUUUUAUCUUCUUUCCUUGUAUAUCUGAAAAAGAACAGUUCAUGGGGUUUUCUUCACAGCUGAAGCUCAAAGAAGUUUCUCUUUUAAGAACAAUUUUCAGUUACCUGUGUUCAGAGGCGUACGCCAUAAUGUUGUGUCGUAGACUUGUCCAAGAAAGAGAAAAUUCCAUAAUGUUGUGUUGUUGACUCAUCCAAGAAAGAGAAAAUACUCGAAGUUCUUGCUGUAGGGAAUUGUUAAUAUAUCUGAGACUUGGGAGUUUGUGAUAGAUACAAUUGUCAAUUCAUGCUUAUUAUAUACCAAACAUAUCACCAGUUCAUUCUCUGGA
Macadamia integrifolia is the source of this 2853-nucleotide messenger RNA. Its product is annotated as casein kinase 1-like protein 10. The transcript has 15 exons. Bases 930 to 2456 code for a protein of 508 amino acids. Gene Ontology annotation, molecular function: protein serine/threonine kinase activity; ATP binding. Gene Ontology annotation, cellular component: cytoplasm; nucleus. NCBI's taxonomy places the organism in Eukaryota, Viridiplantae, Streptophyta, Magnoliopsida, Proteales, Proteaceae. The record is from RefSeq and is a predicted model, not a curated record. Gene Ontology annotation, biological process: endocytosis; signal transduction; peptidyl-serine phosphorylation.